GACCACACUGCACGUAAAAUGCCAAAGGCAGCGGCAGAAGCACCACUGGCCAAGAAGUUUUCGAUAUAGUUCCGACCUUUUCCCAUCCAUACCUAGAUUAUUUGAUGGCUUUUCCCACCACAAGUGCCCAGCAAGCAGAGACGAACCGCAAGAUACUCGAGGAGAUCCAGACGAAGAAGCAGCUUCUCGCGGGAGGGAUCAUAAACCUGGGUCUGAGCCCGGCGAAUCAGAUGCCCGCUCCCCAGUUGCUGGGACAGCCGACAACAGUAAAUCCCGACUUCCAGGCGGGCGUGGGCAUUGCCACCAAUGCCACAUCCACCGCCCGCUCUGCAUUUAAUCCAACGAGCUCUACGACUCUGGGCUUCUUUAUACCUCAGGAUUCGUAUUUUGGAAACAGCUUUAUACCCGUGCUGCCUCGUUUGGAGCCGCUGCCGUCGCCCGCGACCACGCCCACCACUCCGAACGCCCCGCCCAGCCACAAUAUCAGUAAAUAGCCGGAUCCGCAAUGGCCCGGAUGAAGCUGAGGAAACUGGAGGAGUAUCUGCAGGGCGUUGAUGGCUUCGAGCAGCCCAAGAUCCUGUUGGAACAGUACCCCACUCCACCGCACAUAGCCGCCUGUAUGGCCCACCACAUGCAGUCGCAGCACGAGGAUAUCGAGGGAAAGCUGGUGGGAGAUCUGGGCUGCGGCUGCGGAAUGCUCAGCAUUGCAUCCACUCUUCUGGGCGCCCAGCUCACCGUGGGCUUCGAACUAGACGGCGAUGCUGUGGACACCUUUAGGGGCAAUGUAGUGGAGAUGGAGCUUCCCAAUGUGGAUUGCGUGCGGGCGGAUGUGCUGCAGCUGAUCGGCAGCAAGUGGGAGAAGUCCUUUGACACGGUGCUGAUGAACCCUCCAUUCGGCACAAAGCACAAUGCUGGCAUGGACAUGCGGUUUCUGGAGGUGGCUCUACGAUUGGCCAACAGAGCAGUUUACUCCCUCCACAAGACGUCAACGCGGUCCUACAUUCAAAAAAAGGCACAGGAGUGGGGCGCCCGCGGCUCUGUGGUCGCCGAACUCCGCUACAACAUUGACGCCAGCUACAAGUUCCACAAGCAGAAGUCCAGAGAUAUCGAGGUUGACUUCUGGCGCUUUGAGAUCGGCAAGGUAUAGGACGAAUUAUAUCAGUUGCAUUUAGUUUUGGACAUUAUAUGUAUUUGUAUUGUAAAUUGUAGCACAUUAAAAUUGAUCAUAGUUGUUUUCUACUC
Messenger RNA from Drosophila erecta, 1242 nucleotides. RefSeq names its product methyltransferase-like protein 5 (gene Mettl5). The coding region runs from base 506 to 1147 and encodes 213 amino acids. The transcript has 3 exons. Gene Ontology annotation, biological process: rRNA methylation. Gene Ontology annotation, molecular function: rRNA (adenine-N6-)-methyltransferase activity; nucleic acid binding. NCBI's taxonomy places the organism in Eukaryota, Metazoa, Arthropoda, Insecta, Diptera, Drosophilidae. The record is from RefSeq and is a predicted model, not a curated record.